UUCUUCUUCUUCAUCUACCAGUGUGUGGACCUGGAAGUCUCCCUUGCUGUUGUACAGGACUGUGUCAGGUCCGCACAGAAGAAGAAGAAGGUUUCCCCGGCAUCAGGAGGGUCGCUAUGAACAACGAAGCCAGUAGAGGUGGUGGUGACGAAGCUGUGAACUUGCUGGAUGACAUCCUGUGCCUGUCUGGAGAGGCUCCUGCUGAUGACGAUCUCUUCAUGGACAACAAGGACAGAGCCGAGGGCGCCAAGAAAGGUAUGACAGGCAGGUCUGGAAGACAGAAGCACAGAAAAGUAGGGGCAACUACGAGAGCCCAGAGGUCCAACACUGCCGCAGACAAGUCUCCUCGCAAAAAACAGGAGGCAACAGGGGACGACAAAGCCGGGGAAGUGCCCGGGAAGACAGUCGUAGGCACCAGCCCAGCUAACAAAGAUGUCCGAGAGACACUCACAGGUAGUGAGAGGAGGAAGGGUCCUGGUCGAGGGAGGAAAGCUCGAGAGAGUAAGAAAGGUGUAGAGAUGAGUCAGGAGACUGACAAGGACAAGAGACAAGAUGUGGAGAAACAGGACAGAGAAGCAGCCAGGGGCAAGCAGAAGGACAAAGAUGUCAGUAAGCAGCUUCUGGACAGGACCUUAUCAGAAGGUGGUGCUCUGGACACCAAGGAAGACAUUGCCAUGGAACUGGGAGAGGAGGGAACAACUGAUACAGAGGACAAGCCUCUCAAGAAACAUGGGGACAGCAGGAAGAUGGCAGAGCAUAGCAAAACUUCCAAGGAAGAUAAAGAACAGAUCCUUGAAAUGUUGUCCAUGUCGAAGAGUGAAGCCUUUACUCGUGAAGAUGACCCACUUAGCCUGGAGAAUCUAGAGGAGAAAGCUAUGGAGGUGAGCGAGGAUGCCCCCGGGGUGGUGGAGCCUCCCCCCGCGGACACGGAGCCCGUCUCCAGUCAGGAGAUGGAGUUUGACACCCGCAGCGAGGCCAGCACCUCAUCCUCCCACUCCCACAGCUUCAGUAGUGGCAGUCACAGUCUGAGCAGGAGUCCCAGUCCCAGUGGGAUGGACUCUCGCUCCCCCAGCAGGAGUCUCAGUCCUGUCUCACAGCACUCUGACUCAGCAGCAGAAGGGACAGAAAGUAAGAAGCCUUCACGCGAUGAUCGAAGGAAGCGCAAGAGGAAAAUCUCGCCAAUCGUUUUCGACAGAGGGAACACUUCGGACUCUGAAAAUGAAGCAGCAUCCAGAUCCAAACGAACAAGAGUCCCCUCAUCAAGUGUAAAAGCAGUGAAGAAAGAUCAGUCGUCCAAACUUCGCUACUUGUUCCGUGAUGCCAGGUUCUUCCUAGUCAAGAGUAACAACCAUGAGAAUGUGGCGCUAGCAAAAGCAAAGGGUGUGUGGUCCACUCCUCCCAACAAUGAGAUGAGACUCAACCAGGCCUUCAAGGACUCCCGCAACAUCAUUCUGGUGUUUUCUGUCAAGGAGAGUGGCAAAUUCCAAGGUUUUGCCCGGAUGUCCAGUGAGUCCCGGCGGGAUGUGAAGCCUGUCCAGUGGGUACUGCCUCCAGGCCUGAGUGCCAAGGCUCUGGGAGGGGUCAUCAAACUGGACUGGAUCAACAGACAUGAACUGCCCUUCACCAAGACCACACAUCUCUUCAACGCAUGGAAUGAGAACAAGCCAAUCAAGAUAGGCAGAGAUGGUCAGGAGUUGGAGCCCAACUGUGCCGCGGCCCUGUGUCAGAUGUUCCCGCCGGAUGAACACGUGGACUUGUCAGCGAUAUGUCGCCGCAGCAGAAGACAGUACUAUGGAGAAAAGAAACGCCACGAUGCGCCACGUAGCGAAGAACGUGUUCGGAGACCCGACGGUGCUUCCUCGAGAAGAUGGAGAUACAUGGAGUAUGAAGAAGCAAGAAGAAAGCGCUUCCGCAGAGAAUAUUAUGGCCCAGGGUACAAGGAUCACCGUGGUAGGCCAGAAGACAGGCCUCGGUUUCAUGGUAUGCGGCGGGAGGCCAUGCUGAAUGGGUCCUACCCAGACUACAUGCAUGAGAUGUACCCACCUUCCAGACCACCCCCCAUGGCAAUGCCACCCUACCCUGGCCCUCCCCCACACCAGCACCCAAUAGAUCCCCAGUUCGGAGGCUAUCCUCACGCCACCCUCCACCACGACAGACGUGUUCAGGACUAUGCAGGGCCACAUAGAGAAGACAGAGGCUACAAAGAGAAGAGAAUGUAUGACUCCCACUCCCAUGCUGUUGCCUGCGAUGAGUUUCUCCGUCGAACAUCGCGCAGCAGCCGUAGUCGCAGCCAGCGUUUCUAACAGAUUGUCCUGAAGAUUCUACUGGAACAAUCAAGGAUUUUACUGUAGUCCAAUCAAGAACAUAACUAGUAGCCUUACAGCUGAGUAACAAUAAGUACUAUGUAGGGAACAAAACUAUAGUCAUAGUAAGGAUGAGUUGUAGUCAUUUAGGCAAGGAUAGCAAAGCAUGUUUUCAUACCCGUAAUACUUGCUGUUUUGUUAUGGUGCGGAAUUAUGUUCAUGAAUGUUGUAAAUGAGAUAUUGUGUUCCAAGUACACCACCAAAGGUCUAGAUGCUGUUAUCUUAAAGAAGAGGCAAAGUUGAACUGUAAUUUCCAACAUAGGUGUACCACAGAAAGCCUAGGUCACCCUAAACCUUCUGGAACUUAUAAUCCACUGCUCACAGUCAUGUGUUCUAUUUACAUAACAUGAUGUCACAGAACCAGUUUUUGCUCAUUACUUGGUCAAGACUGGAGUUGAGCAGUACAAGUCGGAGGCACAUCCUAGUGUUGUGUUGGGAAUUACAGACCAACUUAGUUUCAGAAUAUUGCUAACAAUGCAGAUGAAGUAUCAAUUAUAGCUAUUGAAAUAUCUAUGUGCCAUGCCACGCUAGCAGUGCAGCCAGGAAAAAAUCAUGGUUUGAAUUCACUGAACAUGAGUUUAGAAAGAAUUUUAGUGCCUGUAGUCACUCAAAGCUGGUCUUUCUUAACACCAGGCAUGUUUCUUCAAAACUAAACCUUCUGUCCAGAACUGUGAAUAACACAUGUAUAUGUACAAGUAGUUUGUGACAUUUUAUGUACUUUGUAAUGACAUAUUUCUGAACAUUCAGUCGAGUUGACUUAUGUAUACUGAACAAUGUGUAAUACUAGAUUGGCCAGUUGUUGUGUCUUUGUCAAGAAAACCAUCAUGCAGCUACAAGUGUAAUUAGCACCAUUUUUGUUGAACUGAUUUUUUAAAAAUAAUGGUGAGAGAACUAUUACUUUAAGUUGACUCUCUGGCCAUGGUUAAGUCUUAGUCGAAAAUUGUCUUGAUUUUCAAGAAGGGUUUUCAGCUAGUGCUGCAUACCAAAACUUGUUCAGGUCCAGAAUUACAAGUCCUGACCUGCACUGGGCCUACAACCCCAGUUCCGAUCUGGUAUACAGGUACACAGCACUAUUUCCAUCUGCAGUAAUUUAUAAUAUUAUACCUGUGAUGUUAGCUGUGUGAGAACUGAGAAGGAUCACACAUUUCAUGUAUCCAUUGACUGAAUUCAAGAACUUGACAUGUAUGUACCAUACAACUAUGUACCAUACAAAUACAUGCACAGCUUUGUUGGUUUAUCUAUUGUUUGGACACAGAACAGAGAUUGUAGGAUGAUGUUACAUUUUUUCACUUUUUUCUUACACUAAAUGUGAUGAAAUAUUUUGUGUUAGAAAAUAACUUAGAUUUAGUCACAGUCCUCAUCUGUUGGCACAAUAUAGAUUCUAGUAUACUCUUUGUUUUCUUGAUUAAAGUACGCACUUUGAAAACUUUUUAUAAAUGCCAAACUGUUGCCAAAGUCAGAGUACAUACUUUGUUUGAGGUUAUUGCCUGGAUUAAUGGGAAAAGGACCUCAUAUAGACCGAAGUUGUGCUUCAGUUAUAGAAAGGAUAUGAAAUACAUUUUUUUGUUGUACAACAUUCUGCUAUUCUGAACAAUUUCGUUACUUACAGUUUGUGUUUCACAAGUUUGAAUGGAACAAUGCCAUCAUGUAUAGAAACCAUUUUGACAUUUUAAAGCAAGGACAUUGUAAAAAACUUGAUUUUUGCAGAAGUUCUUCAGGGAAGAGAGAAGAAAGUUAAUAUUGCAUUUACCUGGUUUCAAAUGUGUUCAACAUUGAGGCUGCAUACUUUUUAGUUUUUCCAUAAAUUUUCAGAUUUGUCUCUGACUUGCCCAAGUCUGGGGUGCGUAUUUGAUUACGAGUGCGUACUUAAGUCUAGAAAAUACUGUAGUAUUGAAGCCAAGUGCUUAAAGCAGGUUGACACAUGCCCUAUGAAGAGUCAUUUUAUAUUUCUGUUUAUCUAGUUGUGUACUACCCUUGGAUAUUGUUAUCUAUGGGGAUAAAAUUUUGCUACGUACACUGUGUAUACUUCAGAUGAGACAUGUUAAAAUGUCUACAAAACAUUCCGAAAGGCUUGGAAUGUUGGGAGGUUUGUGUGGUCCAUUGUACCAGCUACAUGUACAUUGUACCAUUUUAAAUGUACAUUAUUUCUUUAGUGGCUCCAUGGAAAUUUGCUGAUGUUAUUUUCCCCAGAAGUAUUAAAACGCACUGUUAAACUG
Molecule: messenger RNA, 4579 nt
Organism: Branchiostoma floridae (Florida lancelet)
Lineage: Eukaryota; Metazoa; Chordata; Leptocardii; Amphioxiformes; Branchiostomatidae
Product: YTH domain-containing protein 1-like
Biological process (GO): regulation of alternative mRNA splicing, via spliceosome; mRNA splicing, via spliceosome
Cellular component (GO): nucleoplasm
Molecular function (GO): N6-methyladenosine-containing RNA reader activity; mRNA binding
Source: RefSeq, a predicted model, not a curated record